Messenger RNA from Mycena indigotica, 1059 nucleotides. RefSeq lists its product as uncharacterized. Lineage: Eukaryota; Fungi; Basidiomycota; Agaricomycetes; Agaricales; Mycenaceae. The transcript is spliced from 7 exons. The record is from RefSeq and is a predicted model, not a curated record. The coding region runs from base 1 to 1059 and encodes 352 amino acids.
AUGGGGUUUGUUACUUCUGCAGAAGCACGACAGCUGGAUGGAGCGGGGGAGUACAUUGUCUAUUAUUGGGUCGGCUUGACGGUGCAAACAUUCUUUUUUGGCGGGUAUACACUUUUGAUUUGGCUUUCGACGCGGAUGCUCCUGGAACGCCGGCUCAAAACGACCGUGAACCAGGUCAUGUUCGGGCUCACGCUCUUCAUGUAUCUGCUUUCCUUGCUGUUCUGGGUUUACUCGAUCGCCGACGGGGUUGACCGCCUGCAAGGCUUCGUUGAUUUGGCAAAGAACCCGGGACUGAGGCAGUCAGAUCACACCCCCGUCACAUUGUGGUCGCCACUCAUCAACUCUGUUAUUGCCAUCAACUAUGUCAUCAGCGACGGUGUCGUUGUUUGGAGAGCUCGGGUUAUCUGUCUACGAAACCACCGCAAGUGGCUGUGGAUAUCGAUAUUCUUCCUCGUUUGCACCGCAAUGGGUGUUGGCAUUUGGAUCGCUUUCCGCAUCAUAGGAACUGCCAUCUCCCCCAUUGACCACAUCGCCAAGAACACGCCUCUGGGGCUGGGAAUUGACGUUAUUCAAGUCGUGAUCCUCUUCACAUCGACGCUCUCCAAUCUCAGCGCGACCGUGGUCGUCUCGGCAACAGCGUAUCGGCAUUGGCGGCUUAUCAGCGGGGCGUUCACACAAGGGAAAGGCGAAUCGAGGCGGACUAAUCACAUUUUGGUGCUGAUCGUAGAGACUGGUGCAUUCUACUGUGUUCUCGCGCUCAUUGGCCUGGCGGGGUCGGUUAUCCGACUGCCACAGGGCACACUGGGCGACUUGUAUAUGCCCGUCAACGUCCAGAUCGCUGGCGCCUACCCGUCGAUUGUACUGCUACUGGUUAGCAGACGAAACUCGCUCAACGAAUCCACGUUUAUUGAUAGCUCGACUAUGGCGGUCGCUUCGCAGCCGAUACGAUUCCUCCAGCCGUCAUCCACUGGAGGCCCUAUAAGCUUUGCUCCAAAUCCAAAGCCAACCACUCCAUGGGAAAUUGAUCCGGAAAGCAGAGAGAACUACGUCAAUAAUUAG